Molecule: messenger RNA, 2004 nt
Organism: Diospyros lotus (date-plum)
Lineage: Eukaryota; Viridiplantae; Streptophyta; Magnoliopsida; Ericales; Ebenaceae
Product: protein CLT2, chloroplastic
Exons: 12
Coding region: 811-1743 (310 amino acids)
Source: RefSeq, a predicted model, not a curated record
CUCGUUCCCAUGAAGGACUACCCUUUCUUCCUGGCUCAGCUCAGUACCUUCGGACCAUGCAAAGGAUGGGGAGACUGACCAACCAGGGGUUGGAGGAUGAAUGGAAAUAUGCACUUCUUUAUGUGAGGAGGGACCUGUUAACUGAGAGUCCACUGUGGGCAUGAUAAUUGAUCGACAGUCAAUUGAGAAAAACAAAGGCCAAGAACAAAUGGAUGAUGACUAGGAUAGUUGACUGGAGAGUUAACUGCCACAGUUGGGAGCGUAAGAAAAUAGGGUUUUUGUUUCCACCGACUAUUAACCAUAAGGAGGGAGGGAGGGCAAGUCGUACUUCUUGAAGUCAGAACUUUUCAUACCAUCACAAGCCAGGGAAGUUAGUUAGGCUGUUGCUUAGGCGGUUUAGUUUGUUAUAGAUUGCAACAGCAAUCUGUUAUUAAGACAAGCUGAGUAUAAAACUCAGCCAUGCCUUCUCCCUCUUGUAACUUUCGAUUACAUUGCAUUUCGGUAAAGUUGAGUGAGAUCUUUUCUUCUUCUCUCUUGCCAUUUAUCUUUUCGUGCCCUAGGUUUCUGUUUCAUUUCCAAUCUUAUUGGUUUUCCCUGCACUUAUAUACUUAAGAUAGUAUACAUUUGAUCAGCUUCUUGGCAACCCACAUACAGAGGUAUCACCUAUCUGCAAGAUGAUCUCAGGAUAACUUUCAUUAGCAGUGUAAAGUCACUCUUGAAUAUAUCAUUAUUCUAUUCUGGCUUCAGAUAGGUUUCUUUAAUGGUUUUUGAGGAUUAAAAUAAUAAAGGCCUGUAGAGUUAAGCUCAAUCAUGGGAGGGAAUUUCACUAUCUACAAAAGGUAUGUGGCUAUCUAUUUUUUUAUACUGUGCAUGAGAUACCGUGCGGGGAUUGUAACUGAUGAAAUGAUGACUAUUCCUAAAUUACCUUUUCUGAUAAUUGGAAUUCUAGAGGCUCUCGGAGUUGCAUCUGGAAUGUCUUCUGGCGCCAUGCUUCCUGGACCAGCUAUACCCGUUCUGAAUCAGACAUUCCUGGUGUGGCAGUUGGGCUUUUCUACCCUUCUCCUAGGGAGAAAGUACUCAUGGAAUAAGAUUGCUGGCUGCUUGCUUGUUGCUGCUGGGGUAGUUGUGGCAGUUGCAAGUGGGCCGGAUUCUGGCCAACUGUUAUCAGGUGUUGGGUUUGUCUGGCCAAGUUUAAUGAUUGCUUCAAGUUCUUUUCAGGCUGCUGCAUCCAUUCUCAAGGAAUUUGUUUUCAUUGAUGCUGCGAACCGCAUCAAGUCUAUGCAGGGAAAGUCACUUGAUAUAUUUGUUGUCAAUUCCUUUGGAUCUGGAUUUCAGGCCCUCUUUGUGCUUCUUUUUCUGCCCUUCUUGUCGAACUUGAAAGGCAUACCUUUUUCCCAACUUCCUCAGUACCUGAAGAGUGGAGCUGGUUGCUUUUUCAACAUUGGAUCCCAAACUCUAGGUUGUGACGGUGCUCCAUUAUUACCCCUACUUUACAUAGUUACCAAUAUAGCAUUCAACAUAUCCUUGCUCAAUCUGCUAAAGAUUUCCUCUGCAAUUGUCUCUUCUGUUGUAGUAAUGUCUUCAGUGCCGGUUGCAAUUUACAUUCUCUCACUUCCAUUGCCAUACCUUCCUGAAGGUGUAAGUUUGAGCCCCUUCUUCCUCUUUGGCAGCGUGAUUCUUGUGUUGGGUCUCAUUCUAUACAACAUACCUCAACCUCUCAAGCAAGAAUCUCAAGUUGACUAACACUGCCGCCAAUCGCCAAUAUUUCACAUCUCCUGCUGUAAAUGCUGUCAUUUGCAGCGGGUUGAGUUAGCCGCAAUCAUUCUUUUGUUGCAUUGUAUGUAUAAAUUCAAAAUCCGGUAUUAGUUUUGUUCCAAUAUGUUAAAUCCAAAGUAUUGUAAGAUCUCAAAUUUUUUCUGUGACAAACUUGUGCCUGCCUGAAGAAGCCCUAUUACGAACAGUUCAACUGAUUAGAUUGCAAAGAAAAAAAAGAAUCAUAUCUCA